UUGGUUCGCGAUGGACUGGUUUCUGAAGGUAUGCGCGGUGUGCGCAUGCUUACAAAUAUACGCAGAUGCCACCCCUCCCCCUGGAUAUGUAAAGCAGCCCGAAACAGAUGCGCAUCCACCAAAGUACGAGUUCGGUUACGACCUCAAGGACGGUUAUGGCGGUUCUCAAGGUCAUUUGGAGACAAGGGAUGGAGAAUUUGCACUGGGGAAAUACUACGUCAACCUUCCCAACAACGAACAGAAGGUGGACUACUUCGCCGAUGACUGGGGCUUCCACCCUCUGGUGGCGUACAAGACUUCCUCUGGAACGUCUUCCAUGUCUACACAGUUCGCUCUAGGAGAGAAGGCAGUGGCUGCUCUCUCCAGACAGUACGGAGUUGCACCCCCACUGGAGAUACUAAAGACCAAAGUCGCCAACUCCAUAGUCGCUGGAGGACCUCAGGUGUUGGUCCAGGGAAGUUCCGGGCUGAUACCCGGGCCUUCAGAUGAGCCGGUCCACAACUCUCUAGAAGCAGAGUCUUACUCAACCACGUCUGCACCUCCUAGCGAACAUUACUCUGUGACUCCGAGCUCGCAGAUCUAUCAAAGCACCCCUUCAGUGUCUGCGCAGCAUGUAUCAGGGGGAGUGGAAGUAUCAACGGUAUCUCCGGCUCAAGCAGCAUACUCUGGAGUUUCAAGUACCCAGUACGAGUCUAAUCAAGAAGGAUUUUACAGAGGCAAUUUCGAAUCGCAGAAACAAGCAUCAAUAUCUGGUUCACAAUAUUCUGGAUAUUCCUCAACUGAAAACUCCCCUGUUCCCAGUUCAGGGUUUGGAAAUUCAGAAAGCGAAUACCAGUCACAAAGUCAAAGCUAUGAAACUGCGUCAGGAUCAGCGGGGUAUUCCACACCAUCUCCAAGUUCUUCAGGGCUUAGCUAUUCUAGUCCAACAGUUUCGUCUCAAGGAUAUCACGAGUCGUCGACUGUUGCGAAUGAACAUUCCGAUCAUCAAGUGACCUCCUAUCUUGCAGACACGAACUCCGCUAUAGAUGUGACUAACACAGGAUUAACCCAGGUGCUGCCAGGAGUGAGAGACUAUUCUCCCAAUACAAGGAUAUCUGCAGUUCUUGUCGGCGAAGGUGAGAGCCACUAUGAAGAUAAUGAAAUACGGCAGGAAUAUGUGUCAUCUACUACUCCUAGUCCUCCCAAGUCUUUUAAACCCAUUGUCGUUAGUGACACUGGUUUGAAUCCAUCUACUCUUGCUAUAUUCCACUCAAACGUAGCCUCGUCGACUGAGAGGUAUCGCUCAGGAAAGAUAGGUAAACUCUACCAUAGAGAGGGAACAGUUGAUUCUGGCUACAGCACACACCAACCAGAGGUUACUUCAAACUCUCUCCCGUCUGUUGGUUAUGAUUACCAGUCGACUCCAGCCCCAACACCAGAGCCGGUGCUCGUCACACCUAGAGUGCACCCAGCAUUGCUUACUUCAUCUGGUAACAUUCUAGCCCCUAUUAGAGCAGGAGUGUCAAUAUCAAAUGGCCACGACGAGGAGGAUUGUGACGAAAAGCCGGUCAAAGAAGACGAAUCGAGUGAACCAGUAAUUGAAAAACAAGAAGUAAGGGAGGAGGCUCACUACAAAACUACAGUCGACAUCCAAAAGUCAAUCCCGUUUGAAAUUCAUCCUAAUGAAGAAGUAUCCCAGGAGUAUAGCUAUGAAACGAAGGGUCACACAUCACAAACUGGGUUUGAAGGUGUUAAGGAAGACUAUCACACGGAAUCUACAGCAGAGGUUACAGACGGAGAUUACAAAAAGUAUUCAAAUGAGGGGUAUUCACAACAACAAAACCCAGGGGAUGUAGUUGCAAAUGGGCAUACCGGACAAACGGAUUACCUGUCACAAGAAAAUAAUGGUGCAAGUUACCAACAACAACAAGAGUACCAUCAUCAAGAAUCAGGAGAUAGACAAGUGCCUGUAGCAUACAACCAGAAUCAGUACAACCAGAACUUCUUGCAACAAGUAGCAUAUGCAUAUCACCGUUUGGCCAACAGUCAUGCGCAACAAGAAGCCCAAAAUAAUCCAAGCUACUCAGUAAACGCCCCUGCAUACAACCAACCUGUGUAUGUACCUAACAGACUUUACUAUGUUUACCUCCAAAGGUAUAACCCUUACGUAAACCGGUAUGGUAGUCAAAGUCCAACAUAUGGGAAUUAUCAGGGUACAACCUCUCCAGGAGCACAGUACACUACAGCUGGCUAUAAUUAUGGUCAAGAGGGUUUAAGCCAUGGCUCAGGUGGGAAUGGACAAGCGUAUGCUCAGGAAUAUAAAGGUCAGGAUAGCUAUAAUUCACAAGAACAAGUAGGGUACUCUUCAUAUGUAAACCACGAAUCUGCAGGUGUUGGUGUGGCAAGCUCAUACUCUCAACAUAAUUCAGACGAAUCAAAAUAUAAUUCAAAGGUUCCUUCAAAUGAGAAUUCGAAUGGAGUUGAACAUUUUCAGUCACUAUCACCAACGCCAUAUUCAGUAACGAGCAGUUACGAAUCUUCCAACCAAGCAUCUCAGGAAUACGCAUCGCAAUUAAAUGCAGUUAAUUCUGCCCAAGGAGUGUCUGUACACCCUGAUAACCAGCAUGUUCAGUAUUUAUCCACUAGUCAUGGAGCAGAGAGUGCAGCUUUGACUCAGGAAAACUACAACGAAGAACAGUCAAUUCAACAUGAAAACGGCAAUGAACGUCAUCAGGACAAAUACGCCGAAGAAGCUAGCAAUGAAGUGCAUCACAACGCGAACGUCCUGAUUAAAGAGGUUCCCGUUCCUCAGUAUAUAGAGAAAACAAAAUACGUAGAAAUUGAAAAACCCAUCCACAUCCCUCAUCCAUACCCGGUAGAGUACACAAAAGUAGUCGAAAAGCCCGUACCUGUUCCCCAUCCGGUACCUGUUCCUCAAACUCAAAUUGUUGAAAAACACGUCCCCGUUCCCCAACCUGUUCCAGUCGAGGUGACAAGAGUUGUUGAGAAGCACGUUCCCGUUCCACACCCAGUUCCUGUGGAGUACACCAAAGUUGUAGCUGUUGAGAAGCCGGUACCUGUUCCACAACCUGUGCCGUACGCCGUGACGAAGCUGGUGGCCGUUGACAGACCUGUUGCUUACCCACACCCGGUACCGGUUCCCUACGCGGUACCGCAUCCAGUAGGGGUGCCUGUGCCGCAUCUGGUACCGUACCCACAUGUGGUUCCAGUUCCUGUCAAGGAUUACCGUCCGGUGUACAUCUACAGGAAAUCUACCGGAGGACGUCUUCUGCAUAGAGAGUUCCCUCACGCGAAAUAUGGAAAAUCCUCCCCAGCUUUCAGGCCUAGUCAGCCUGUGUUUAACUCUCAGUACCCUCCGCCCUCCUACCACGUCACUACCUACUUCAAAUCACCCCAUGGGAAAUCUAGAGGCCAACCAAGGAAACUCUGUAUCGAAUACGGAGGGUUUAAACCACCCCUAAUACCUUCAGUGCAAGUUGAUGAAGAUCCCAAAACAACCUAUGGACCAGCCGAGCAGAAACACUAA
This is a messenger RNA of Macrosteles quadrilineatus (aster leafhopper), 3526 nucleotides long. RefSeq lists its product as uncharacterized. NCBI's taxonomy places the organism in Eukaryota, Metazoa, Arthropoda, Insecta, Hemiptera, Cicadellidae. The transcript is spliced from 5 exons. The record is from RefSeq and is a predicted model, not a curated record. Bases 11 to 3526 code for a protein of 1171 amino acids. Gene Ontology annotation, cellular component: extracellular matrix.